UUCAAAAAAGUCUUGUCUUGUAGCUUGUAAGUGGUAAGAACUCGUGCGAGUUAACUCGAAAUUUUCUAAGAUGAGCGAUCCUCAACUUUCCGCCGACGAAUUUCUUUGCCGUUACGACGAAUCGGAGCUUCGAAUCGCAUCAGAAUUCUUAUCGAAUUGGUUACCCUUUCUCUCCAAAGACCUCUGUCAUCACUGCACCUUCACUCUCUCUCAUCGCAUCCACUCUCUCUCUCCUCAAGUUAAUGAUGAUAGUAAGGAAUGUUCUAAAUCUGGGGAGAGUUGGAUAAUUUUGAUGCCUGAUGAUGAAUGUAAAGAUGUUUAUAAUUGUGAUUCUCAUUCGUUAGGGAGCUGGAAAGAUGAGGGUGAAACGAAUUCGUGUGGCGCGAAUGCGAAUGGGUGGUUAGAGUCAUCAAUUGUUGGUGGCUCUCCGAGGGAAUUGAGCAAUAGUGUUGUGUCUGUGAAAACUGAAACUCCGAGGGUGAGGUUGUCGUGGGCGGAUAUGGCGCAGGAGGAUGAGCUUGAAGGAGUUGGGGAGAGUAAGGUAGAAGAAAAUGGAGGGGAACGGAAUGGGGAUUUGUGUGAGGUGGCAACGAGGAAGACGGAGUUGUCGAGGGAUCAGAGAGAGUAUUUAAGGUUUAUGAAUGUGAGAAGGAAGAAAGAUUAUAUAUGUCUUGAGAGGGUUGAUGGGAAGGUUAAGAAUAUUCUUCAAGGACUUGAGUUGCACACGGGUGUAUUUAGCGCUGUGGAACAAAGAAGGAUUGUUGAUUAUGUCUAUGAUCUUGUUGAGAAGGGAAAGCGCGGAGAGCUGAAAGAGCGGACUUACACAGCACCAAGAAAAUGGAUGAAGGGUAAAGGACGUGUGACAAUACAAUUUGGUUGCUGUUAUAAUUACGCUGUUGAUAAAAUGGGUAAUCCACCAGGUAUUCUAAAGCGUGACGAAGUAGAUCCUUUACCUUCUCUUUUCAAAGUGAUAAUCAAGAGGCUGAUCAGAUGGCAUGUUCUUCCCCCGUCCUGUGUUCCUGACAGCUGUAUUGUCAACAUUUACGAAGAAGGAGACUGCAUACCUCCACAUAUUGAUAAUCAUGAUUUUGUUCGCCCAUUUUGUACAAUUUCUUUCCUUAGCGAGUGCAAUAUAGUUUUUGGAAGAGACUUAAAGAUUGAGGGCCCUGGAGAAUUUAGCGGUUGUAUAGCUAUUCCCUUGCCUGUUGGAUCGGUUAUGGUAUUAAAUGGAAAUGGAGCUGAUGUUGCCAAGCAUUGUGUCCCUGCAGUACCAUCUAAGAGGAUUUCUAUUACUUUUAGGAAAAUGGAUGAAUCAAAGCGGCCUGUGUAUUUUGCUUACCAGCCAGACUUACAAGGGCUUGAACCAUUAUGUUAUGACAAGGAAGGAGCAAAGAAAUCACCCUCACCCCCUCAUGUGCACAAGCAAGGAACAAGAGGUGGGUUCACAGUAGAAAGGAAGAGAAGCGAAGAGCCUCGAUAUUCUGCCAGGAAUCGGGUAGGCAUGAGUGGACCUAGAACUAGGGUAAAUUUUUGAGGAAGCUAAUAUGCACAAAAAACUGGCUUCCCACCCAUGAUGUCUCUGCUCUUAUUGAAUUGACCUCGUUGUACAUAUAUUUAUGUUGGCUAUUCAAUUAUUAUCAACUGUUCUCGUAAGGAGAGAUUCGAAGAGAGUAUCGGUUUUGUUCAUAUCUGUCUGCUGUGAUCGAAGAAUACUUCGACAUCUGCAGCUCGAGGAGUACCAUAACAAUUGGAUUAAGCUGUACUUUGGAGUUCCCAAUUUGUGGUGCUGUUGGUCCUCCCUAACUUACAGGAGAAUUUUUUGUAUAAAGAGUUUAACAUCUGUAGAAUUUAUGCUAUAUACAGGGUAGUCUUUUUAACAUUUGUAGAGUUUAUGCUAUUUGUAGGAGAGUCUUUAACGAAUGUAACAGUUUUGCGAUCAUAUGAAUUUUUUUUGUAGUGUGAUGCACUCGUAGUCUCCUCAUAAAUUCACCAGAAAUGAUUCUUGAUUUUUCAUCUUUUA
Messenger RNA from Beta vulgaris subsp. vulgaris (sugar beet), 2020 nucleotides. RefSeq names its product RNA demethylase ALKBH9B. Lineage: Eukaryota; Viridiplantae; Streptophyta; Magnoliopsida; Caryophyllales; Amaranthaceae. Gene Ontology annotation, molecular function: mRNA binding; demethylase activity. The record is from RefSeq and is a predicted model, not a curated record. Gene Ontology annotation, biological process: mRNA catabolic process. The transcript is spliced from 6 exons. Bases 71 to 1534 code for a protein of 487 amino acids.